AUGAUUCCAAUUCAACCGCUAUCUCUCUUUCUCAGCAUAUUCAUACUGCUGGCAGCUGGCGAUGACACCUUUGACUGGAGCUCCAUCACUCCCUCGGCAGACCUCGUCUACUCUCCGUGCUUUGGGCAUUUCCAGUGCGCACGCCUUCUUUUGCCACUUGACUGGCUGAGUGAAAAUGGAAGCGACACCACCUCCAUUGCCAUGAUUAAGCUGCCCGCUGCCGUAUCCCAAGACCACGCGACGUUUGGCGGUGCCAUCUUUGUAAACCCAGGCGGGCCAGGAGGAUCAGGCGUGCAAUUUCUGCUCGAUGGCGGAAGACUAUUGCAGUCAAUCGUGAAUAUUCCGAGACAAAAGUACUACGAGAUGAUCUCUUUUGAUCCACGCGGCGUUGGUGCAAGUGAGCCGCGUGUCGACUGCUAUCCGGCCAACAACGUUGCCCGCCGCGCCAAGAUUCUGGAAACGACGGCCGCCGGCGCACUCAAUCUGAGCUCGGCUUCAUUUGACUUUGGCUACUUUACUGCGAGAGCUCUCGGAAAGCGUUGCGAGAUGACGAACGCUCACAUCUUGCCGUUUGUCAAUACGGCAAGCGUAGCCAGAGAUAUGCUGGCCAUGGUGGACAAGGUUGCAGAGCUGCGCAAGAAACAGACGAUAAAGCAGCAAAAGACGGAUGUACAGUCUGACAUGCGCAAAGGUGACGUGAGUUCUGAUAAUGUACCCCGCCUACAGUACUAUGGUCUCUCAUACGGCACCAUUCUUGGUAAUUAUUUCGCGUCGCUGUUCCCGGGACGCGUGGGCCGCAUGGUCUUGGAUGGUGUUGUUGAUAGCGACGACUGGGCGAACGGCCCUGGGUGGUUGACAAUGACUCAAGACGCAGAUAAGAUGAUGGAACUCUUAUUCGAAGGCUGCUUCACGGCCGGCCCCUGGGUUUGCCCGCUGCGUCAGCCAAGCGACAAGUCACCGACAGACAUUAGCAAUCGCACAUGGUCUUGGAUUAAAGCGCGUGAUGCGGAACCCAUUGAAGCCAAGACUCCAGACGGCUCUGCCGACGUGUUGUUGCGGUCCGCCGACAUUCGCCAUUUGAUCAUGAAGAGCCUCUACCAUGCAGACUACCGCUUUGUCACUGUUGCCGGCCAGCUGGCUGAAGCAAUGCGGGGCAACCCAGAGCCACUAGCAACAUCAGUUCUCCGUAUGUUUGGCAUAUCGGACCCAAGUGAUGCGUGCACGAUCGGCAACGAUACCACAUCUACGGCACCAACUGAGACUGCGGACCCCUACAAUGCCGUGAUUUGCACUAAUGGUGUUGACGUCUCUGGCGAGAAUUCCACAUAUUGGAAGAGCUACAUGGAGCGUCAAGGCUCCAUCUCAACUUUCUUCGGGGAACUUGUGGCCAGUGCUCGCCUUGCCUGCGCUGCUUGGCGUGUACGCCCUAACUGGUCCUUCAAAGGACCCUUCAAAACACCAACUGCUUCCAAGGAUCCAUUAUCACCGGAGUCUAAUCGUCCAGCAGCGCCGCUCCUAUUUCUAUCCAGCAAAUGGGACCCAGUGACGCCCCUACGCAACGCACGCGCCAUGGCGAGCAGGCAUCCUGGAGCGGGAGUCCUCGUGGAGGGCUCGAUGGGGCAUUGUGCCCUUGGCGGGGGCUAUGUGAGCAAAUGCCUGAAGAGUGUAGUGUCAGAGUAUUUUGACAAGGGUGUUGUACCCGAGAAAGAAGUCUCUUGCAAAGGUACCAAAAAUCCUUGGUCUGAUAUCUUUCACCAGAAUACUGCAGCGCAAGGCUUGAUGCAAGAAAGAAAUAGACAUCACUUUCUUGGUGUCUAG
Beauveria bassiana ARSEF 2860 is the source of this 1818-nucleotide messenger RNA. Its product is annotated as Peptidase S33, tripeptidyl-peptidase. Bases 1 to 1818 code for a protein of 605 amino acids. NCBI's taxonomy places the organism in Eukaryota, Fungi, Ascomycota, Sordariomycetes, Hypocreales, Cordycipitaceae. The record is from RefSeq and is a predicted model, not a curated record. The transcript is spliced from 2 exons.